GUAGAUCCAUCUUCUUUUCUUCGUCUCUGCUUCUCACUGCUCGCUUUCACUUACUUCUCUGACUCACUGAGUCAAUUAACUCGUUCUUCACCCCCAAAUCGAGAUUCCCUGAAACCCUAAAACUCCAAUUCCCACCGCAUGUCACUACUUUACUUCCCAAUUCCUUCCUCCUUCGUCUUCUGAUUCACUUCAAUCGAUUCGAUUUUGCGGAUCCAUGGAGGAAUCUCCAUCUCCCAAACCAGAGUUCGAAUCCACGACCACAACUCUAACAUGCCGCGAUUCCGAACUCAGCAACAACAACAGCUGCAGCAAUAGCAGCUUCUGCAGCAGCGAGGUCAUGCUUCCAAAGAAGAACACUAACAACAACAACAACAACGAUAGAGGUGAGGUUGUGAACGGUUACAUUGUGUACUCGCGAAGGAAGACGAAGAAUCUCCAUGAAGAAGACGAAGAGCAAGAGAAGAAGGUAAGUUCCGAGGGCAGAAAUGGAAUUGUAAAGGUGGAGGAGGAAAGUAGUGAGGUGGUGGUGAUUCAGAACGACGUCGUUUUGGGAAGGUUGAAGAGGAAUAGGAAGCCAACGUGGAAAACGGUGGUGGAUGAGUGUGAAGUUGGAGAAGAAGAGAAAGCGGUGGUUUUCAAGACGAAGUCGUCGGAGAAGGUUGUUGUCGUUAACAGAAGGCCCGUCACCGUUAAAGAGCUCUUCGACACUGGUUUGCUCGAUGGAGUUCCCGUUUUUUACAUGGGUUGCAAGAAGGAUUCAACUUCCGGAUUACGGGGUAUAAUUCAAGAUGGGGGAAUAUUGUGCUCAUGCUGUAUUUGCAAUGGACGCAGGAUUAUUCCUCCAUCCCAAUUCGAGAUUCAUGCUUGCAAUACAUACAAGAGAGCAGCACAAUAUAUUUGCCUUGAGAAUGGGAAGAGCUUGCUUGACCUUUUGAGAGCAUGCAGAGCAGUUCCCCUGCAUGCUUUGGAGGUGGCAGUUCAAAAUUUUCUUUGUUCCCCACCUGAAGAAAAAUACUUUACCUGCAAAAGUUGCAGAGGGUGUUUCCCUUCUUCAAGUGUGGAAAGAGUGGGGCUAUUAUGCCAAUCUUGUGUGGAGGAAAGGAAAUCUGAAAAAAAUUCUAUUAAAAGAGUUGACAAAAGAGUCAGGUCUCCUAAACCAGUAUUGUUUCCCAGUCCAUCAAGCACUUCUGAACUCUGUAAUUCCUCACAAACUAAGAGACGCUGGAAGAAAAGAGAAAAGUCAUCAAAACGGGAUGCCAGCUCAGCUUUUUCCAAGGGUGCUUCAGAUCCUAUUCUAUUCCACAAGAGUUUGUGGAAGAGGAAAACAAAGUCAUAUAAACUGACAGUAAAAUUAAACACUGCUCCAGUUACUUCAACUUCGAUGUUUCCAGUUACUUCAACUUCGACGUGUUUAUCUUCAGAAAAUAAGAGCCAGUGGAAGAUCGCCAAAAAGUAUCAGCGACUGCAUAAAUUAAUUUUUGAAGAAAAUGGAUUGCCUGAUGGAGCCAAAGUAGCUUAUUAUGCACGUGGACAGAAAUUGCUUGUUGGCAUCAAAAGGGGCUCUGGAAUUGUGUGUGGAUGCUGUAACACGCUGGUCAGCCCCUCACAAUUUGAGGUACAUGCAGGUUGGGCUUCUCGAAGGAAACCUUAUGCAUACAUCUACACUUCAGAUGGGAUGUCUCUCCAUGAGUUAGCAAUGUUUAUACUAAAAGAACGCAAAUACACUGCAAAGUAUAAUGAUGAUCUAUGCGUUGUCUGUUGGGAUGGGGGAAACCUGCUGCUCUGUGAUGGAUGCCCAAGGUCGUUUCACAAAGAAUGUGCCUCAGUAUCAAGUGUUCCUCGUGGUAAUUGGUAUUGUCAAAUUUGCCAAAACAUGUUCCAAAGAGAAAGUUUUGUUGCGGACAAUGUCCAUGCUGUGGCAGCAGAAAGGGUUGAAGGAGUUGGUCCCAUUGAACAGAUUGCCAGAUGCAUUCGCAUAGUAAAAGAUACCGAUGCUGAGAUGGGUGGAUGUGUUUUGUGCGGAGGUUCUGACUUCAGCAGAUCAGGAUUUGGUCCACGCACAAUAAUAUUCUGUGAUCAGUGUGAAAAGGAAUACCAUGUUGGUUGUUUGAGGGAUCAUAAGAUGGCAUUUUUAAAGGAGUUGCCAGAAGGGAUGUGGAUUUGCUGCGAUGAUUGCACAAGGAUACAUUCUAUUUUGGAGAACAUCCUGGUUAGGGGGGCUGAGAGACUUCCGGAAUCUCUCUUGGAUGUAAUAAAGGUGAAGCAAGAGGAAAUACUUUUAGGACUACCUAAUGAGAUUGAUGUAAGAUGGAGACUUCUUAAUGGAAAAAUUGCUAGCUCUGAAACUAGGCCAUUCCUUUUGCAGGCUGUGUCAAUGUUUCACGAAUGUUUUGAUGCUAUUAUUGAUCCAGUUAGUGGAAGUGACCUUAUUCCUGCCAUGGUUUAUGGAAGGAGUGUACAGACUCAGGAUUUUGGAGGAUUUUAUUGUGCAUUAUUAAUGGUCAAUUCAUGUGUGGUAUCUGCGGCUAUGCUUCGAGUUUUUGGGAGAGAUGUUGCAGAGCUUCCUUUAGUUGCAACGUGUUAUAAGAACCGUGGAAAGGGUUAUUUCCAAACGCUGUUCUCUUGCAUUGAGAGGCUGUUGGCUUUCUUGAAUGUGAAGAACUUUGUUCUACCAGCUGCUGAGGAAGCAAUAUCUAUAUGGACCGAUAAAUUCGGGUUUAGCCUGAUGAAACCUGAGCAGCUUAGCAAUUAUAGAAAGACCUUCGGUCAGAUGAUGGCAUUCAAAGGGACAAUUAUGCUUGAAAAACCAGUUCCAUCGUGUCGGAUCGUCAAUACCCGAUCCUGAAAGGUCUCAAUACAACAUAAGUCAUUCAUGAAAGAAGGGGAAACCCCCUAACUUUUGUGUUUACUAUUACUCAUUCUGCUGGUUCUGUACAUGUAUUUUAAGCCAUUUUUGAACAUUUGUUUAAACAUUUAUAUUGUCGUUAUCGUGUUUUAAGUUUUAGCUAAGCUACUCUAUUAGUCUUGAGAAUAGUGUUUUUACCCAAGUUCUUGAUGCUAUGCAGAAUAGUACAGCAUGUCUUAGAUUUUUAGAUAAGCUUUUUAGUUAGUAUAGCAUUCUAAUGCAUCAUUAAAAAGCAUGAAUAAACAAAAAUUGGCAAAGCAUCAAACCCACCUUAAGAGGGAAUAAAUUUCAGUGUUUUUACCCCACAAAUUUUAAGUUCUCACAACAAAAAAAUCGAGGAAAUUGAAAAAAGGUGUACAGGGGAAGAUGAAAAAUUGAAGAGAUGGCACGUGAGUUUCAACUGAUCAGAAUCAGAACUGGAAUUGCCACUGGGAACGGAAUUCAAACGG
Arachis stenosperma is the source of this 3354-nucleotide messenger RNA. Its product is annotated as increased DNA methylation 1-like. Lineage: Eukaryota; Viridiplantae; Streptophyta; Magnoliopsida; Fabales; Fabaceae. The transcript has 20 exons. Bases 215 to 2845 code for a protein of 876 amino acids. The record is from RefSeq and is a predicted model, not a curated record.